GAUCGUUACCAUAAGCAUAAAACCAUCAUGAUGCUGCCUUUAGUAGGUGAAUGCAUAUACUUUGUUAUUCAAAUUCUUUCGGUAAUAUUUCUUUCCGAUCUUCCUUCUGAGCUUAGUAUCUAUUUAUGUGCAGUAUUGCGUGCGCUUUUUGGAGGUCAUGCUUGCUUUAUGAUGUCCGUAUUUUGUUUUAUGACCUCGACAACUUCUAAGGAGGAUCGAACCUUACGCUUUGGCAUCUUUAUAAUUUCUGUGUUAUUGACAAAAUUUGUAUCUAACCCUAGUGACACAGAAUUGUAUUAUAUCUUCAAAGUUGAUUAUAGUAUUACAACAGGUGUGAUCUUGCAAUUGGUUACCAUACUAUACAUUGGAAUGGUCUUCGUUCUGAGUAAUUUUUUCUAUGUACCCACUUUGCUGAUUUUCAUGUAA
Drosophila albomicans is the source of this 426-nucleotide messenger RNA. RefSeq lists its product as uncharacterized. Bases 28 to 426 code for a protein of 132 amino acids. Lineage: Eukaryota; Metazoa; Arthropoda; Insecta; Diptera; Drosophilidae. The transcript is spliced from 3 exons. The record is from RefSeq and is a predicted model, not a curated record.